This is a messenger RNA of Tachysurus fulvidraco (yellow catfish), 1565 nucleotides long. It is a transcript of the gene faxdc2, whose product is annotated as fatty acid hydroxylase domain containing 2. The record is from RefSeq and is a predicted model, not a curated record. Gene Ontology annotation, biological process: sterol biosynthetic process. The transcript is spliced from 9 exons. Bases 72 to 1079 code for a protein of 335 amino acids. Lineage: Eukaryota; Metazoa; Chordata; Actinopteri; Siluriformes; Bagridae. Gene Ontology annotation, molecular function: C-4 methylsterol oxidase activity; iron ion binding.
GAGUGUGUGUGAGAGAGAGAGAGAGAGAGAGAGAGAGCUGCAGUGGACUUUACUCAGCUGAUGCUAAGGUCAUGAGAGCUUCAUCAAACUCAUCAUCAUCCAGGAUGAAGAGUGUGCAGGACAGCAGUGGUGGACUUUGGGACUCGGUGAAAAAAGCCGCAUUUGUUAUCGGAUCAGGACUUUUUUUUCUGGUGGCCUUCAGGAACUCAGUGACAUGGCAUCUUCAGAGGUUUUGGGGAGCAUCAGGAGAUUUCUGGCAGAUGCAGUGGUCCAGACUUUAUACAGCAUUUGAUGGAAAUGAAGCAUCUUUGUUUUUCAUCGGAACAAUGCUGGUGCCAACAUUCUGCUUCUGGGUGUUGAACAUCUUCCUGAUGAUCGCAGAUACAACAGGAAAACCUGCGUUCAUCACACGUUACAGAAUUCAGCAAGACAAAAACAAUCCGGUGGAGGUGGAGCGUGUGUGGCGGGCGGUGAAGGUGGUCCUGUGUAAUCAGUUGUUUUUGUCGGUUCCAUUGGUGGUUCUCACCUACACUGUGAUGUCAUGGCGUGGAGAACCUUGUGGUCCUGAACUACCCACGUUCCACUGGGUUCUACUGGAGCUUGCUGUGUGUGGCCUGCUGGAGGAAGUGCUGUUCUACUACUCCCACAGGCUGUUUCACCAUCCGUUCUUUUACAAACGCAUUCAUAAGAUCCAUCACGAGUGGACGGCGCCCAUCGGAGUCGUAUCUCUUUACGCUCACCCCGUGGAGCAUGUGUUUUCCAACAUGGUGCCAGCUCUUAUUGGUCCGGUUCUGCUGGGUUCUCACAUGGCCACCACAUCUCUGUGGUUCAGCGUGGCUCUGAUUGUCACAUCCAUCUCACACUGUGGUUACCACCUGCCCCUUCUGCCCUCACCAGAGUUCCACGACUUCCACCAUCUCAAGUUUAAUCAGUGUUACGGUGUUCUGGGAGUUCUGGACCGGCUUCACAGCACUGAUGAUAAAUUCCGCAAAACCAAAGAAUACGAGCGACACGUUCUCCUGCUGAGUCUCACACCACUCACUAAGAGCAUCCCGGACACGCCCAUAAAACAAGAGUGACAUCAUCUUUGACACGCCCAUAAAACAAGAGUGACAUCAUCCCUGACACGCCCAUAACACAAGAGUGACAUCAUCUCUGACACGCCCAUAAACAAGUGACAUCAUCAUCUCUGACAUGCCCAUAAACAAGUGACAUCAUCUCUGACAAUGCCAUAAAACAAUAGUGACAUCAUCACUUCGGACACACCCAUAAAACAAGUGACAUCAUCUCUGACACGCGUGACAUCAUCUCUAACAUGUCAAAAAACCAGAAUAACAGUAAUUUUAAGCUUUCACAUUAAACACUUUAUGCAAUAUUUGUUUUAAUGAUGAUAAAUCUUUUAACAGUUAAACAGUGUGACAUUUAUCUCUCAUAUUACUAUUUUAUGCACAUCAACAUUACAAACAAUGUUUUUAAAGUUUUCAUUUUCUAAUUGUAAAGUUGUUUACUGCUGUGUAAUGUGCAUUAAUGUGCACUUGUUUAAAUUCAAUAUAAUUUAGCAUUUC